UUGCAGAGAAGAGGCAGUUCAUCAUUCAAUCAACUUCACUCUACCAGCUCUACAACCAAAGAAUGUCAAAUCUCAACAAACUUGACUUUGUCGCUUUGGAAGUUUCCGGAAGGAACUAUCUCAAGUGGACCCAAGAUGUCAAGCUUCAUCUGACUGCAAAUAAGAUGAGAUCAACGAUUAUUGCUGACAACAUCACCCCUGAAGACAUGAAGGCAAGGGCUAUGAUUUUCAUCAGGAAACAUAUGGAAGAAGCACUCAAGGUGGAAUAUUUAGCUGAAGAAGACCCACGAUCUCUUUGGGUCGCUCUAGAAGAGCGAUUCAACCACCAAAGGGCCAUCUACUUGCCGGAAGCAAGGCACGAUUGGCAGAACAUACGUUUCCAAGAUUUCAAGACUGUCAAUGAGUAUAACUCUGAAAUCUGCCGGAUUCGGUCACUCCUAAAAUUCUGUGGAGAAGAGCUCACAGAAGCCGACCUACUGGAGAAAACUUUCUCCACCUUCCCACCUUCCUGUAUGGUCCUGCAGCAACAAUACAGGGAAAGAAACUUUGCUAGAUUCUCCGAAUUAAUCACCAUCAUGUUGCUCGCUGAAAAGAACAACAACCUACUUCUGAGGAAUGAUCAAGCAAGGCCCACCGGUACUAGAGCAAUUCCUUUGCCUGAAGCAAAUACUAUUGCCCAUCACGAAAAUAAUCGUGGAAGGAGGAACCGGGGCCGUGGAAGGGGAAGAAGGUCUGAACGUCCAAGGCAUGGAAGGAGAAAUGGGCCCAGAAAUGGCCCAUAUGAUCGUGACCACCCAGGCAAUGGCCCAAGGGGUCGAGGAGGACGUGGACAAGGCCCACGUGGUGGAAACCGAAAUGGCCAAGUCCGACAAGCUCAAAUUAGAGAGAACCCUGGUCCGGCCCGUCGCCCUCAAAAUCAGCAUAAUCUAUGUUAUAGAUGUGGAGGCACUGACCAUUGGUCCCGCACCUGUCGUGCAACAGAUGAAGAGAUAGGAGAGUAUCACGCCAGAUGA
This is a messenger RNA of Rosa rugosa (rugosa rose), 1013 nucleotides long. RefSeq lists its product as uncharacterized. NCBI's taxonomy places the organism in Eukaryota, Viridiplantae, Streptophyta, Magnoliopsida, Rosales, Rosaceae. The record is from RefSeq and is a predicted model, not a curated record. Gene Ontology annotation, molecular function: zinc ion binding; nucleic acid binding. The transcript is spliced from 2 exons. The coding region runs from base 63 to 1013 and encodes 316 amino acids.